This is a messenger RNA of Neoarius graeffei (lesser salmon catfish), 2572 nucleotides long. RefSeq names its product ArfGAP with FG repeats 1b (gene agfg1b). The record is from RefSeq and is a predicted model, not a curated record. The coding region runs from base 202 to 1482 and encodes 426 amino acids. Gene Ontology annotation, molecular function: GTPase activator activity. NCBI's taxonomy places the organism in Eukaryota, Metazoa, Chordata, Actinopteri, Siluriformes, Ariidae. The transcript is spliced from 12 exons.
UUAGGGGACAUAUUAACCGUAUGAGCACUCUAUCGAGUGCACUAAAUGUGGAGUGGCGGUUUAUUGGGACCGAGCCGCGAGUUUGCGUUCCCUCCCUCCCUCAGACGCAGGCGCGCGCACCCGGAGCAGAGAGGCGCGGCGGUGUUUAUGGUGCAGCGUCAGUGACUUUAACGGUCAGUCAGCGCCGGAUUGAUUUCCGCCAUGGCGGCGAGUGUGAAGCGCAAACAGGAAGAGAAGCACCUGCAGCUGCUGCGCGAGAUGACCAGCCGGCCCGCCAACCGGAAAUGCUUCGACUGUGAGCAGCGGGGCCCGACCUACGCCAACAUGACCGUGGGCUCCUUCGUCUGCACCACCUGCUCCGGCAUCCUACGGGGCCUGAACCCUCCACACAGAGUGAAGUCCAUCUCCAUGACAACAUUCACGCAGCAGGAGAUCGAGUUCCUACAGAAACACAGCAAUGAGGUGUGUAAGCACAUCUGGCUGGGGCUGUAUGAUGAUCGCAGUUCUGCAGUGCCGGAUUUUCGAGAGCCUCAGAAAGUGAAAGAGUUUCUCCAGGAGAAAUACGAGAAGAAACGAUGGUAUGUUCCUCCAGAGGAGGCGAAGAUGUUGGCAUCUGUCCAGGUUCCUCACUCAGGAUCUUCAGCGAGCACCAGCAGCACUCCUGAAGUUCAACCACUCAAAACACUGCAACUCAACAAAACUCCAUCCAGCCAGUCCCCAGUGAUCAGUCGUUCUCAGCCUCAGGAGAAGAAGUUUGAUCUGUUGUCUGAUCUGGGUGGCGAUAUUUUCGCAGCUCCUCCGUCUCACAGCGCUGGCCAGACAAACUUUGCCAACUUUGCACGUUUCAGCAAGCCGUCAGCUCCGAACACUUCAGUCACACAUUUUGGCAAGUUUGAUUCGUUUGGGAACUCCAGUGUGUCACAUUUUGCCCCAUCACCUCACACACAGCCACCAAAAACAGGAGGGGGCGUGUCAGCUCCACCCUUGCCCAGUGUUUCAGCUGAGGAUCGAUACGCCGCUCUGGCAGAACUGGACAGCGCUCUGAGCUCUACUUCACAAGGCAGUAUGUUUGAUGCUGUUCCCGGCUCUGCAGCAGCUCCGACCCCGCCUGUGAUUCCCAGCAUGCAGCAGGGUUUUACAGCUUCCACAAAUCCGUUUGUCGCUGCGGCGAUUCCUCCGGAGUCGAUGUGCACGAAUCCGUUCCAGACCAACAACAGAUCAUCAGCUUCAGGCUCCAUGAGCAUGCCGGCCGGGUUCGGGAACGCCUCCAGUUUCUGCCUGCCCACCAGUUUUAGUGGGAGUUUCCCGCAGCAGUUUCCCCCGGCGCCGUACCACCAGCAGCCCAACGGUGGGUUUCCUGUUUACGCUCAGAAACCUCCACUGAGCUACGGCCAGCCUGCCGUCUCCAGCAACCCCUUUAUGGGUGGCGCUCCAGCUGGUCCGUACCCCACCGGGGGAUCUUCCACUAAUCCGUUCCUGUAAAUCACAGAGCUACGCACACCCCACACGCACACCCCACACACACACUCUUACACUUUAUAUUCACUGCACUGACACUUGUCGAGAAAGGCGUGUUCUGAGGGUGGGCGAGGGGUGGAUUGCGAGCGGUGUUGGAACACAGCUGUGCAGAAGAGACGCAGCAGACGGUCUUCCUACAAACCCCACUCAGCUCCCGUCACGCUACACAUCAGCAGCUCAUCCUAUUUAUGGCUUUCAUUCAGUAAUUAAUGAUCAUGUCUUAGACCUAGCCGUUCAGUGCUUACAGCUAUUUGUAAUCCUUUAAAAAAAAAAGCGUUAUUUAUGAUUAAAAACAAAAAAAGCUGAUUUGAAGCAGUAGUUUGGCCAAACAAUAAAACCUUCCACAUCGUCCCUGUGUCACUCCGAGAGCAGCCCAGUCGUUUUUGCGGUGUGAGGUUUGCAUCUUCUGGGGUUUCACAUCGGAGCUGCAGCGCGGUUCGCCGCUCACCCGAGGGUUCAAGCGCUCACUUUAACAUCGCUCUGGUGUGUUUCCUGUCUCUGUGUGACACAAUUCUCUAUAAACACAGACAAAAACGGGGUGAAAUCAUAGAGAAGAAAAAACCCAGCGUCAUCAAAAAUAACUUCUUCUUCCGAUUCAGAUGGGGGUGUGGCCUGAAAGGCAACAGGUGGAGCUUGUGUGAGAUGUGAUUACAGGAUAAAAACAUUUUGAUUUGUGUUUUAUAUAAAUAAUAAAAUUAUAAACCAACCAAAUAAAUAAACCCAAACCCCCAGCCUCGUCCCUCCAGUGGGAAAGGGACGGUGUGGAGUUCAUCUUUGGCUGAAGUGCUGCUUUAUGGAGGACAUAUUUCAGAAAAGGGGGAAAAUGCAUCAUCUGAAAGGUGUUUAAUCCACUAGUCAGGGAAGAAGGUUUAUAAUGAAUAGAAUCUCAACACUAAGCAGGUGGAGAGGAAAAGAAACGGACGUGACGGAGCACAGAGACGGAGUUUGGAGCUGCAGGAGCUUCCUGUGUGAUCUGAGCUCACCGACCAGAGACGUGUGUGUAUAUAAAUAUAAAUACAUGUAUAAUUAUUAUAUUAAAGAUUUUUAACUACUC